Messenger RNA from Papilio polytes (common Mormon), 2333 nucleotides. Its product is annotated as venom protease-like. The coding region runs from base 96 to 1316 and encodes 406 amino acids. The transcript is spliced from 6 exons. Gene Ontology annotation, biological process: proteolysis. Lineage: Eukaryota; Metazoa; Arthropoda; Insecta; Lepidoptera; Papilionidae. The record is from RefSeq and is a predicted model, not a curated record. Gene Ontology annotation, molecular function: serine-type endopeptidase activity.
AAGUAACCACCCAGCUAGCGUAUCGCCAACAUCUCAGUAACGCUUCGAACGGCCACCGAGCCGCUUGUGCCGCACUGCACCAAAUAGUAUUCGAAAUGCAGUUCCACAUAUCGUGUUUAGUACUUGUGUUAUAUCUAACGGAAUUUAUAAAUGCAGAUAAACAAUGCCGGAUGCCAAACGGCGGCGCAGGAGAAUGCAAGCCAAUGAAGAUGUGCAAGCCACUAUAUGAACUCAACAAGAAGAGAGCAAAGACUGAUAGAGAACUGUUGUAUUUAAGACAAUCUUUGUGCGCCGUAACCAGUAGCUUCAGCCAAGUGAUUUGCUGUCCACCGAUAUCGCAGUGGUCCAACUUCGAUAGUAUUGUAAAGCCUGUAUUAUAUGAGGAAAUCAAAACGUAUGUGACAGAUUUGAAAGAAAAACCCGUACCAAUCAAUGACAAUGGCAUUGAAGAAUUAGACACAAGGGGUAUAAAUGACGACAAAGACCCACCUAAUAAUGGAAAUACAGACAAUAUUUCUAACGUACCGAUACAAGAUAAUGCAGAAUGUGGAAAAGACACAUCUAAUGCCAAUAGAAUAAUUGGAGGAGGCCCAGCGGCGAUCGACCAAUAUCCAUGGCUGGUAUUGCUCGAAUAUGCAAAAGGUUUCACCCUUUGCGGCGGCGGUCUAAUUUCAUCCAGAUUCAUUCUAACUGCAGCGCAUUGCAUGAAAAACGAAAAUUUACCGUUAUUUGCUCGACUGGCCGAAUAUAAUACUUCUUCUUUUCCAACUGAUUUCGUGGAGACGGAUGGAGGUGGAUUCGACGAGAUCACGGGAAUCGUUGUACCAAUAGAGAAAACUAUACGUCACCCCAACUACACGAGGACGCAACUUCAUCAUGACAUCGGCCUUGUUAAAUUGAAACAAGCUGUUGUUUUUACAGAAUUCAUCCGCACAAUAUGCCUACCGACGCAAGAUUAUCGUCCAACUUUCACUACACCGUUGAAUUUUACUGUCGCCGGCUGGGGUAGUGACGGAUCACAAUUUAGCGAAGUCAAAAAACACGUUAGAGUACCUUAUGUAUCCAUCGAUCAGUGUCGAGAUAGAUAUCCAUUAAACAGACUUAUUGAUAAUCAGAUAUGUGCGGGUGGGAACCGUGGAGAAGAUUCCUGUUCAGGGGAUUCCGGUGGACCGUUAAUGUAUGAAUUAGAAGAUAAUACGUACAUAGCUAUUGGUGUCGUUAGCUAUGGUUACAGGGAAUGUGGUACUGUUAACGUGCCAGCAGUAUAUACUUACGUAUAUGAAUAUUUAGACUGGAUUAAGAGUAAUAUGAUCUAAAAAUCUUAAAGACGUUAGUUACUUAAAUUUAAUGUUGACGUAUUUAUUAAAUAAUUUGGUGCAAUGACCUCGAUAAUUUAAGUUGAUUCAUAUCAACCCGCCUUUUUCCUUACGCGGUACUCAUAUCUCAGCCUCUGAAUCCACUUUCUUCUUACGCAUAUCCUCUUUUACAAUCCAUCUAUAAUUUACUCAGUCUUCCUCUAUCUUUAACCAUUCAUUACUUUCUUUCUUAAUUUUAGUUAAUUAGAAUAUUAAUAGAGUUGUGGAAAUUGACUGAACCAAUGGUAAAACGCAUCAAAGAUGGACAAACUUAUUUUUUAAGGAAUUUAGUGUAAGGUAUUUGACGAGAUUGAAAUGCGAAUUAUUAAAGUAUUUAAGUAUUUAUUUUUUACCCACCAUUGGUUAAUUAAUAAGUAUUAUAUUAUGUAUAAUUUUGAUCUCGAUGUAUAAUGAUUUUUGUACUAACUUGUACUGCAUUAUUUAUAGUUUUUUAGGAUGGUAUGUACCGUUAGAUAUGCAUUUCCUUACAUUUUAGUAUUAUAUACAAAUAGACAAAUUAAUGAAAAAACAUUUUGAAUAUCUAGAUGCUUUUCUUACGGCCGAAUACUGCAACGAAUUUGAAACUAUUCUCUUCGUAAUCUUACAAUCUGGGGGACGUGAUAUUUUUUUAUGAAAUUUGGAGUUUAAACAAAGCCUUAUUCAAACGCUGUAAAUAUUUGUCGUUUCAGUUUUCGGCCUUUAGUCAAGUAAUGGAUAUUAUAACAGUUUAGUGUAGGUUUUUCAUUUUUUUAUUUUAGAAGAUUUUGUUAAUUUCAUAAACCUUAGGCUUGUUUUAGAAAUAAUUUACAAUAGUCGAAUAGGAUACAAACCAACUAAGCGAUGGACAACUUAAAAUUCACACAAAGUUGUUCCCAUAGUAACUUAACUCUGAGUGCGAUAGAAAGUUAUCUUUUGUAUAGUCUUAUUUAUUUAGUGAUACGCUUUGUAAAAUAGUACUUAAGUUAAAAACAAUAAAAG